AUGUCGCAGUCUCGGUCAGGCGCUCGACAGGAAACUUGUCGCUCUCCUACUAGUCCUAACAAUCCACUCUCUUCUACUCGUCAGCGCACUCGUGCACAGACUGCUGCGUAUCUGCUUGGUAUCCGUCCAGAACUACCCGAUGUCAAUGAUGAAGGGGCCAAUCGCAUGAAUGCAUACCAGGACACUAAGCUCGACAAAAAUAAAUAUGAACACUUAGGCUGGCGGUUGUCUACCGCCCGCCGCACGGAUCCCCCCCACUGGCUUUUGACUGUCUAUGAUAUCGAUAGUGCAUUCAGGGAUGCGAGGGCGGCCCAGACCUCUGGGAGACAAUGUAAGAAGAUCACUAUUGUAAUCAUCAAUACGAAACCCACACCAAAAGAAAAACCAACUAAACAAAGCGCAGGCAUAUCUUCUGCAAGCAAGCAGGGGCUUUUACCGCCCAGGAUACUUGUGAUCUCCGACGAGGCACUUGUCGAACGACAAGGACACUCUGUCCCUCAAUCGCUGAAGAGGACGUAUGCACUUUACCUGGAUAGCGAUGAGGAAUCCAGUAACGAUGAACCGUCGCAAAAUAUCACGGACGUCAUGACGAGUAUCCACUCUCGCUAUCCUGCCAUGAACUUCCGUCAAUAUGAUGGCAAAUUGAAAGAUCGUGGCAUAUUGUACCUGUCGACUGCAGCUCAUUUUGAUAGUUUUGUUGCAAAAGCUUACCGGAAGGUGGAACACACGAAGGGGAGAAGGAAUGCUAAGGGGAAAAAGAAGGCACGAUCUAAAUUAGCCUGA
Molecule: messenger RNA, 783 nt
Organism: Suillus fuscotomentosus
Lineage: Eukaryota; Fungi; Basidiomycota; Agaricomycetes; Boletales; Suillaceae
Exons: 5
Coding region: 1-783 (260 amino acids)
Source: RefSeq, a predicted model, not a curated record